Molecule: messenger RNA, 1914 nt
Organism: Zerene cesonia (dogface butterfly)
Lineage: Eukaryota; Metazoa; Arthropoda; Insecta; Lepidoptera; Pieridae
Product: myb-like protein D
Exons: 1
Coding region: 1-1914 (637 amino acids)
Source: RefSeq, a predicted model, not a curated record
AUGAACAUCACUAACCAUAGUAAUAUUAAUGAAAAAUGCAAUGAAGUUGAAAACGAUAAUAAUAAUAAAAUACCUGAUUUAGAUUCAAACAUAAAUUCUACGGCUUCUCAACAAAUUAACUCUGAUCGUCUUAACAUAAAUAAAACAAGUUUUGAGGAAUUAAAAUCUUCGAAGAACAGGGUUAUAAAAGAUAACAAAGGACAGAUUUCUCACAAAACCAAAGGUCACAAAAGCAAUAGUUUAAGGAAAAAACGAUUUGCACCCGCUGUCUACAAUUACGUUACAAAUCAUGAUGUUGAUUCUAACGAAAAAUUAGAACCGGAGGGAGUUGUAAAUACAGCAAAUUUGGCUAAUUUUAAUAUAAAAACUACACAUGAACCCUAUAAAAGUGAUGCCUUAAGAGAUACUUACAUUAAACAUAAACCACAGCAUAUCCCUGUUGAAGAAUCUGCAAGCGAUGAACUGAAAGAUUUAAGCUCUAUUAAUGAAAGAGGCUCACAAGAAAAAGAUGAAAGACCUGAAAGUGAGGAGAGUCUUUCUAGAGAAAUAGGUAAAGGUAAAGAAAGCUCUGAAAGAAGCGACGAAUCAAAAACAGAUUCAUUCCAAAAUCAUCUGCUAAAUUCGAAGGAGAAAUCUUCAAGUGAAAACCUUAAUAAUGAUGUAAAAAAAUCUCUUCCAUUUUUACAUAAUAGUGAUGAAUCGUUUAUUAACGACAGUAAUGAAAGUAAAGAAAAUAUAAAAAAUCUAGAACCACUAGCAAUUAAGGAUAAUGACAAUAGAGAUAGCUAUGAAACAAGUGAAAAUAGCAACAGCGAUGAAAACUUUAAACAGGAACAUGGUGCCGCAAAUUUAAAAAAUCAAGAUGGAAGUAAUACUGAACAGAGUAUAAAGACAGAAAAUGAUGCAUACAACCAAUCCAAUUUUACACAAAAUUAUAAAAAACCGAUUGAUAAGUACAUUGAUGAAAGUACUGAGCAAAUUUCUAAAGAGAGUGUGUCUACUGAAAACGAGUUUGAUAAUGCUAAUUCAAAGAUUUUUGAUAAAAACGACUCUUAUGAAAAUUCCCCUAUUGAUUCAAACAUACAUUCAAACGAUACCACUUCUACCAAUCUUAAAACAAUUGUUAAUAUAAACGAUGGAGAAAUAAAGCCUGUCAUAGAACAGAAUACUGAAGACAUCAGUAUUGAAACAAGUGAAGAAUUAAAAAGCUCAGAUUUAAAGGUUGAAAACCCUCAAGAAAAAAACGUUGGUGAUGUUGAAAAUAAGAAAGUAGAUUUAAAACAACAGUUUGAAAGAAUUCCUUUAGAUUAUAAACACGUAGAGGCCGAAAGCAAUGAACACACAGAGAGCCCGGAAUCAAAUAACGACUCUUUUGUAGAGAAACCGAAAGAAGUGGUUGCUGAGCCUUCGCCAGAAAACGUAAAUUUUGAUGAAAAUUUGAAUAUUAAAUUUGGUGACAUAUCGAUCAAACUACCUGAAAUCAAAUUGCCUGAUGAUAUUUUAUCUUAUAACUACGAAGAACCCUUAUAUGAAAAAGUUAAGUCGAAAAACUCAUACAGUCAUGAAGAGCCGGAUAGCCAGAGAAAAACAUACCAUAAAAAUAACAACAACUAUGAUUACCAUAACAACUAUAAAGAAAAUUAUAAACAUAAAGAUGCAAGUCAUUCUGGCGAGAAAGAAGAAGAAAAUGAUGAUGAUGACGAAGACUUGUAUGAAAAAUUCGUUCGUGAAAGAUUCGGUAAACGCAGGUCAAAAGAAGAAAAUAAAUCGAAAUAUAUUACACCUAACGAAGAACUGUAUAAGACGUUGCAAAAUGUUUUGAAAAAGACUGAAAAAAUCCAAGAAGAAGCUCAGAAGAGCGGAGACCCGAAUGCUGGCUACGCAUGGACUUUAGAAUAUGGCCAAAAAUUGUAA